AUGGCUUGGCAGAGGAUGCAAAUUGGAGGGCAGGAGAGAGUGACACAGAGCGCGCGCAGUGGCCAGCAGAGCGAGUGCGUCCGAGAAUGCGCAGGGAGACCACAGGCAGUAUUGAGUGUAUCUCCACAGAACUGGGUGACUGAAGGAGACUCAGUGCGUCUAAGCUGUGAGGUUACAGACUCCUCUACAGGCUGGACAUUCAGCUGGUACAGAGAGUUUAUCUCAGGAGACAAUGAAGGCCAUAGCAAGUAUAAAAUAGAGCUCCUCUCAGACAGCAGCAGAGGAUCUGGAGGUUCCUACACUCUCAGUGCUGCUGCUUUUAAACACACAGGAGUUUAUAUUUGCAGUGCAGAGAGAGAAGAACAACACUUUUACACAUUCUUUUACAGCAUUCCACAGGCACUAUGGAUCACUGGUGAAUCUCCUCCAGUCUCUCUGAUCAUCAAUCCCAGCAGAACUCAACACUUUACUGGUGACUCUCUCUCACUAAGUUGUGAGGACCAGAGCAACUCUACUGGAUGGACAGUCAGACGAUACACGCACAACAAUAGAGUGUCAGAUUGUUCUAGAGGAGAAUCAGUUACAAGAUAUUCAUGUAAUAUGAGCUUCCUCUCCUCAUUCUAUGAUGGAGUUUACUGGUGUGAGUCUGAAUCUGGAGAAAACAGUAAUCCUGUCAACAUCACAGUGCAUGAUGGUGAUGUGAUCCUGGAGAGUCCUAUUCAUCCUGUGCCUGAGGGACAUCCUCUGACUCUACGCUGUUUAUAUCGCAGCACAAAUUCCCCAAACCUCCGAGCUGAUUUCUAUAAAGAUGGAUCAGUUCUAAAGAAACAGACUACAGGAGAGAUGACCAUUUAUAAUGUCUCAAAGUCUGAUGAGGGUUUCUACCACUGUAUAUACCCUGAGAGAGGAGAGUCACUGGAAAGCUGGGUCUCAGUUCUAGAUCCAGUGGUGGAACAGUAG
Molecule: messenger RNA, 960 nt
Organism: Clarias gariepinus (North African catfish)
Lineage: Eukaryota; Metazoa; Chordata; Actinopteri; Siluriformes; Clariidae
Exons: 5
Coding region: 1-960 (319 amino acids)
Biological process (GO): cell surface receptor signaling pathway
Molecular function (GO): transmembrane signaling receptor activity
Source: RefSeq, a predicted model, not a curated record